Messenger RNA from Limulus polyphemus (Atlantic horseshoe crab), 2298 nucleotides. RefSeq names its product vacuolar protein sorting-associated protein 45-like (gene Vps45). Bases 115 to 1812 code for a protein of 565 amino acids. Lineage: Eukaryota; Metazoa; Arthropoda; Merostomata; Xiphosura; Limulidae. The record is from RefSeq and is a predicted model, not a curated record. The transcript is spliced from 15 exons. Gene Ontology annotation, biological process: intracellular protein transport; vesicle-mediated transport. Gene Ontology annotation, cellular component: Golgi membrane.
ACGAAGUUAGUGUAUAUUUUUAAAACACAUCUGUGGUAGGUUAAGAAGCCUGCAUAGUUUAUAUGGAAGUUAUCAAUAUAUAAUUUUAGCUUUACUCGCCCAAAAUAAUUUAGGAUGAAUGUCGUAUCUGUAAUAAAACUCUACAUCAGUAAAAUGAUUGAAGAAAGUGGGCCUGGAAUGAAAGUUCUUCUGAUGGACAAAGAAACGACUAGCAUUGUGAGCAUGGUUUUUGCCCAAUCAGAAAUUCUUCAGAAGGAAGUGUACCUGUUUGAGCGAAUGGACAUGAAUAGUAGGGAAGCAAUGAAGCACCUCAAGUGUAUAACUUUUGUACGUCCAACAAAAGAAAACGUUGAGCUUCUGACGCAAGAGCUAAAGAAUCCUAGAUAUGGCCAGUAUUUCAUAUAUUUUAGUAAUGUGAUCAGCAAAGCAGACAUAAAAACUUUAGCAGAAUCUGAUGAACAGGAGGUUGUAAGAGAGGUUCAAGAAUUUUAUGCAGAUUAUAUUGCUGUGAGUCCUCAUUUAUUCUCUGUAAACUGUGUUGGCUGCUAUCAAGGCCUGGGCUGGAACCCAGUUCAUCUUCAAAGAAGUACUCAAGCUGUAAUCUCUGUACUACUUUCAUUAAAGAAGAACCCAGUAAUUCGAUAUCAGGGAUCAUCAGAGUUGGCUAGGAGGUUAGCUGAAAAUGUGCGACAAUCCAUUACUAAGGAGGUAUCCCUUUUUGAUUUCCGAAGAACAGACGUUCCACCAUUAUUGCUGAUCCUUGAUAGGAGGGGGGAUGCAGUCACCCCACUCUUGAAUCAAUGGACAUACCAAGCUAUGGUACACGAACUGCUAGGAAUCAACAACAACAGGGUGAAUCUAGCUGAUGUUCCGGGGAUCAGCAAAGAUCUUCAGGAAGUUGUGAUGUCAGCAGAGCAUGAUGAGUUUUAUGCUAAUAACAUGUAUUUAAAUUUUGGUGAAAUUGGAUCAAACAUUAAGGAGCUAAUGGAGGACUUCCAGAAAAAAACUAAGAGUCAGCAGAAAGUGGAAUCUAUUGCAGAUAUGAAAGCAUUUGUUGAAAACUACCCUCAGUUUAAGAAGAUGUCUGGCACAGUAGCAAAGCAUGUCACCAUGGUGGGGGAGCUGUCUCGACUUGUUGCUAGCCACAACCUAUUAGAAGUAUCGGAGACGGAGCAGGAACUUUCUUGUCAGUCAGACCAUUCUGAAAAUCUGAAGAGGAUUCGUAGGUUGAUUGGUAAUGAGAAGGUGCGUGACAUUGAUGCAACAAGAUUGGUUAUGCUGUAUGCUCUUCAUUACGAACGUCAUAGUAACAAUGACAUUACAGGGUUAGUUGAUGCUCUGAAGAAGCGAGGAGUUUCAGAAAAACUAACGAAGAUGGUGUAUUCUGCACUCGAAUUUGGGGGGAGCAAAUCUCGUAGCUAUGACCUUUUUGAUGCUGAAAAUGUUCGCUCAAUCACUCGGAAAGUUAUCAAAGGUCUAAAGGGAGUAGAAAAUAUCUAUACCCAACAUACUCCUUUAUUGCGAGAAACCAUGGAGGAUUUACUUCGUGGGAAGUUAAAAGAGGCUCCAUAUCCUUACUUGGGUACAGUGCAGAUGCGUGAAAGACCUCAGGAUGUCAUUGUAUUUAUGGUUGGUGGCACAACUUAUGAGGAGUCCAAUGUGAUUCAAGAACUCAAUAGAACAACACCUGGAGUUCAUAUUGUGCUUGGAGGAACUACAGUUCACAACUUUAAAAGUUUCUUGGAGGAAAUGAAGUCUGCAACGGUAGGAAUGAUUAUGAAGCCUGGUGGUUCAAAACGAGUAAUUCGAUAGUUUAGUCUAUAUAACUUUUUUCUCUAAUAACGUGGAUAGCAUGGAAGCUGAACUCACUCUGUACAUGUAAUAUUAUGUUACUAUGGAUCUGUAAUUUUCAAUUAUUCCAGUUACUGUGCUAAUGUGGAUGAAAACUGUUCAAAUUGCAUACAGUAAACAUAAAAUAUGACUGUACAUUGAAAAUUUGCAGAAACAUGUAAAGAAUGUUUUAGAGACAUUGGCAUUUUGUAUAUUUGCCAUUGUAUUAAUUUAUGUAGGACAGUGAUUCAUUUAAAUACUAUUUAAGAUAGGAUAUGUUAUUAAUAUACGCAUGCUAGCAGAGUGACAUUAAUAUAUAAAGAAAAAAGCUGAAAGAUCAAAUUUCCCUGUUAGUGCUGUCUAAAAUGUGAAUUUGAGUAUUCUCUUCCAUUUUAAAGAAAUUACUAUUUUUUAUUGUUAUUAUAUCUUUUCUUUUUUUUUGUGGAAACAUACUUUUGUAAAUAUAUC